CGGGCGUGUCCGGCUGAGCCCCGGCGGCCCCCCGCCCCCCGCGCGCUCCGAGCUUCGGCCCCCGGCCGCGCCGCCUCGCGGAGCCCGAGUCCCCGAGACAAGAUGCUGCUGUCCAAGUUCGGCUCGCUGGCGCACAUCUGCAGCCCCAGCAGCAUGGACCACCUGCCCGUGAAGAUCCUGCAGCCCGCUAAAGCUGAGAAGGAGCCCUUUGAGAAGGUGUACCAGGUGGGCUCCGUCCUGGGCAGCGGUGGCUUCGGCACGGUUUACGCUGGGAGCCGCCUGGCCGACGGGCUGCCGGUCGCCGUGAAACAUGUGGUUAAGGAGCGAGUCACCGAGUGGGGCACGAUCGCCGGUGUGAUGGUGCCCUUGGAGAUUGUGCUUCUCAAGAAGGUGGGCUCUGGCUUCCGAGGCGUCAUCAAGAUGCUGGACUGGUACGAGAGGCCCGACGGCUACCUCAUCGUCAUGGAACGGCCCGAGUUGGUCAAGGACCUCUUUGAUUUUAUCACGGAGAAGGGGGCGCUGGACGAGGAUAUGGCCAGGGGCUUCUUUGGCCAGGUCCUGGAGGCCGUGCGCCACUGUUACGGCUGUGGGGUGGUCCACCGAGACAUCAAAGAUGAGAACCUGCUGGUGGAUCUGCGGUCCGGAGAGCUCAAGCUCAUCGACUUCGGCUCGGGUGCCCUGCUCAAGGACACAGUCUACACAGACUUUGACGGCACCAGAGUGUACAGCCCUCCAGAGUGGAUCCGGUACCACCGCUACCACGGCCGGUCGGCCACCGUGUGGUCCCUGGGCAUCCUUCUGUACGACAUGGUCUGCGGGGACAUCCCCUUUGAGCAAGAUGAGGAGAUCCUCCGAGGACGGCUCUACUUCAGAAGGAGAAUUUCCACCGAGUGCCAGCAACUCAUCAAAUGGUGUCUGUCCCUGCGGCCGUCAGACCGGCCCACCUUGGACCAGAUCUUCGACCACCCCUGGAUGCUACGCUCGGACGUGGGGAAAUCUGAGGACUGUGAUUUACGUCUCCGGACCAUCGACACAGACGUGUCCAGCACGAGCUCGAGCAAUGAGAGCCUGUGAAAGAGGGAGCCGGCAGAGCCCCCCACCGUGCCGCUCUUUGACCGGGGGCAGAUGGGCACACUGACCGGGCAGGGCUAGGAAACCCCUCCUCCUGUAGUCGAGUCCCCGUCGGAGGGGCUCAGGGUCCCCGGGUCUCCCCAGCCCCCUGCUGAUGGCCGCGGGGGGCCAGCACCUCUGAGCCCCGGGCAGGCAGUGGGCGCCGGGCCGCCCGCCUCUCCUCCGGGAGCAGCGAGCACGCGCGACCUCUAGAAUCCCGCGUUCAACUUCUUGGCUCUCAUAGAGCUGGGACUGAUUCCCUUGCUUCUGAGUGCCUUUCUGAUAGCUGCUUUAGUGGGGGACCGGGGCGGGGUGUUCCUGAGCUGCCUCUACCCAAAGAAGAAUCAGUUCAGGGUAGGGCCCGGCCGCGCUAACCUCCCUGGCCCCGCCUCCUCACGGCCUGGGCACCACCCUGGCGGGACCCGGUGGCCAGGGGAGGGCACGUGACCGCGAGCCCCUCCCUCGAUUCUUUGCUGCUCCCCUCCCUCUCCGGCAGUCUGCACUGAGGCCAGACUGGGCUAAGCCGCUUGGAUUUGGAAAUCAGGAAAGUCCACCCCGUUGGCUUCGGAUCAUCUCACCUCUGGGCGCGAAGCCCCCUGCCUGACGCCCCCUCCCCCUCAUCCGUUCAUCGGUCUGCCUAAGCCCCGCCUUCUCCCGGUCCCUGCCCUUCUGGCCACCCUCGAGUCUUAACGUGUGGAUGGGCCUGUUGGAGAGGAUGCACAGAUCAAUGCAACUAGCCAGGCCUGGCCCGGCCCCCGCCCCGCCCCCGUCCGCGUAUUUAUGUCCGGAGUCCCCUCGUGUAUGAUAGCGACCGUUUUUUAUUUAUUGUAUGACCAUUGAGGACAGCGGCCCGGCCUCUGCGGCCGGGCCUAUUUAUUGGGCUUAAUUUAUUGUCGAGAGUCGAUCCUGCGCCGAGCCGGCUCCACGGCGGCUCCCGCGAUCCUGAAUUCUUGCAUUCCUGUCCACUGUAUGUUUUCUAUCCGACUCCCUGUAUUUGUUGAAAGAUGGAAAAUUAUUGUACAAAGUCUAAUUUAAGGGGAAUAGAAUGUCUUUUCUAAGUGGGGCAGGCGGCGGGCCACUUGGCCCCCUGCCUGGUUUUGUGGCCCAUGCUGGGAAGGGGGGAGGGUCUGUCUCCACUGGGGUGGGGGGGAGGGUGGCAGUCAGCGGCCCCUUUAAUUUAUUUUACUCGCUGUGUUUGUAGCCAGGUCACUCCGAGUGUGACUUGGAAUUUGGGGUUUGUUCCUUCACUUGAACAGUGUGAAAUGUAUGGAGAUCAUAUUUUUUUAUACAGGUUAUUUCAAUUAAAAUUUUUUUUUUUUGUAUAUAACAA
Messenger RNA from Antechinus flavipes (yellow-footed antechinus), 2440 nucleotides. RefSeq names its product Pim-3 proto-oncogene, serine/threonine kinase (gene PIM3). Gene Ontology annotation, cellular component: cytoplasm. Bases 103 to 1074 code for a protein of 323 amino acids. Lineage: Eukaryota; Metazoa; Chordata; Mammalia; Dasyuromorphia; Dasyuridae. The record is from RefSeq and is a predicted model, not a curated record. The transcript has 6 exons. Gene Ontology annotation, biological process: regulation of mitotic cell cycle; negative regulation of apoptotic process; protein autophosphorylation. Gene Ontology annotation, molecular function: protein serine/threonine kinase activity; ATP binding.